AUGGGCGCCCUUAGCACCGUGAAUGAAGUAAUGGAUUACUGGACGAAGGUUCAGAACCUCUGGGUCUACCUGGAGGCGGUCUUUGUUGGUGGUGAUAUUGCCAAACAGAUGCCUCAAGAGGCGCGUCGGUUCACCAAUGUGGAUAAGGCCUGGGUCAAACUGAUGGAGCGAGCUCGUGAGAACCCUGGUGUGGUCUCCUGUUGCACUAUGGACUCCACUCUGCAGGACUUACUUCCACGAAUGCUGGACCAGUUGGAGAUGUGUCAACGUUCCCUGUCUGGUUAUCUGGAGGGCAAGCGUCGCCUCUUUCCACGCUUCUUCUUCGUCUCUGAUCCCGUUCUACUGGAGAUCCUUGGACAAGCCUCUACACCCGAGGCCAUUCAGCAGCACCUGCUAACAAUUUUCGACAGUAUGGACCACCUCAAGUUCAACGAGUCCAUCAGUCGGGUGUUGGUUGCCUAUUCGGCUGAUGGUGAAGACUUGCCGGUAAGUAUUCGUUGA
This is a messenger RNA of Dibothriocephalus latus, 501 nucleotides long. The record is from the annotation of a GenBank genome assembly. Lineage: Eukaryota; Metazoa; Platyhelminthes; Cestoda; Diphyllobothriidea; Diphyllobothriidae.